AUGAAGAUCCUAGGAUUUACCCUACUCCUACUGCAGGCCAUGCUCGUCUGCGUUCAAGCUACCACCCCGCGCAACCUGGAAAAAUUUACCAUUGCAUCCGGAAGCGUCACGCACAGCUUAGACCCCAGCCAAGCGCAUGACAAAGAAACUCGAACCAUCGACGAAGAUAUCGAACUCGACCCUAGCAGCCUCAUUCCGGCCAUUGCGCCUGAGGAUCUUGACCGCGGAAAUUCCACCAAUCGAACUCAUGCUCGAGAUCUCUCCAAGCGUCGUCGCUCGUGCCCUAUCGGUCUACCGUGGUUUUUGCCAGACUACCAGUCUCAGAAGCUUAUUGUGGAUAUUCUUAUGAUACAGGAGUGA
Molecule: messenger RNA, 360 nt
Organism: Uncinocarpus reesii 1704
Lineage: Eukaryota; Fungi; Ascomycota; Eurotiomycetes; Onygenales; Onygenaceae
Exons: 2
Coding region: 1-360 (119 amino acids)
Source: RefSeq, a predicted model, not a curated record